Molecule: messenger RNA, 3059 nt
Organism: Ixodes scapularis (black-legged tick)
Lineage: Eukaryota; Metazoa; Arthropoda; Arachnida; Ixodida; Ixodidae
Exons: 2
Coding region: 1984-2985 (333 amino acids)
Source: RefSeq, a predicted model, not a curated record
UUUUCCUUUUUUUUUUCCUACGUUGUUUGAUCAAUUUUUGUCGAUUAAGGAGGGAACAGUCGGCUCUACCGCCUGCACAGAGGCUAUGGACCGAACGAAGACGUUUUCUCCUUAUUCCUCGCACCGUGGAACAAACUGUGUUCGCCCGACAACCCCCGUUCCUUAUUUGAAAAUGUUUAUCCCUAUCCGUAUUGGAUAACGUAGUAUAAAUAAAUAAAUAAAUAAAUAAAUAAAUAAACAAAUGCCUUCCCGGGGAAACAAACGCCUACUUUCCGCCGUCGUUUCCGGGCUCGGUAACAGUGCACUCGAGCUCGCUCGGCCAUAAAGAGGCAGGCGCAGGGAGCGAGAUAGAGAAGCCCACGGCGGCCGCAAUGCGGAAGGAAGCCAGCCCAGCACGCGCCGCCCGCCAUGCAAAGCAGAACCGAGCGACGUCCCAGCGCGCGUGCCGUCGACGGGGAAGCCGUGGCAGCGAGCCAGAAGCGGACGACGCAAAUGUGGAGUUGCGACUCCCCCUUUCCCGCCAGUCGGCGCGUGAGCCCGGCCUUGGGCCGAAGCCAGUCGCCGCCAUCUUGGGCUGCGCCUGCUUCCGCUUCACCGAGCUGCCGCGCCCAGAGACUGUUGUAGGACCCGUCUCGACGGCUCGCUUCCGCUUCGCCAUCUCUCCGAACGUGGAGCGGCAGCCACUGAACGAGAGUGACAUCGCAACUGAGGCGGUGUCUCAGCGCUGUGCCGUGUUCAGUGGAACGCAGUCGGGUGGUAGCUGGCGUCCAUCGACACAUAUGCAAAACGAAAACAGGGGGAGAUAGGGACGACGAACAAGCGUAUCUGCAGAACGUACACAGUUAUCACGAACGAGCGACCGCCGGUUUUGCACCCACAAGGGCGACGAAAAAGUGUUCGUUCGGUUCACAGCCUUAGCCGGUAAAUGCUGGUCAAUAGAAAGUUUUGCGUCAUUCCGAUAACGAUACGGCGCAUGCGCAAACGUGGCGGCAGCCGCGGAUCAUCGCGUAUCCGUUAUCCUCCGCUCAAACUCUUCAUUAGUACCGUGUCCGGGCAAAGUACGAGGAAGCGCCGAUGUCGUGUUCCGGCUAGUCGUACCGCGCCAUGCACGUUCCAGACGCGAGCGAUGAAGCUCUCGCAGCUUCUGUGAUUUUUGACAACAGCGAUAUGACUGGCGGGAGGACAAGGUCGAUUCUGGGCUUCUCGCACUACACGUCCACACGCAGUGACGCAACAACGGGAGACGAGCGAGCAAACGGUCAACAAUAAUAUACAGUAACAUUUUCGGGGGGAGGAGAGGGGGGGGGGGGGGGGGGGGGGGCAGUGUCUAUAUUCACAAGAAUAUACCUCACCCUUCGGCAUCCAUAGAGAAGGGCCCGGACACAUCAGUACUGGUCAACGCUACCUAGGCCGCAAACGACGACGCGCACUGGGAACUUUCCACGCUCAGCGAGCCAAUUUCGCACCAUCGCGUUCCGGCGGCAACAGGCGGCUCUCCCGAGACUCGGCGGCGUCGUUUUGCGCCAGUGUCCGAGCCGUCGCGGCACGGCUUCCGUUGCGUCUACUGUGACGCCCUGAUCGGGUUCGACGAACACGACGGUUCCCGCGCUCCUACGUGUCUGCUGCAGGCGAGACGCUCAAAGUCCCUCCACGCGGCUCGCGCGUCCGGUCCGGCGUCGCCUACCUCAGCCGACAACGAGGCGCUCAGGGAACUCUGCAAACACAAAGGGGCAGCAACGGCUUCGGCGCCUCCAGAAGUCGGCGAAAGCCGAGGGUCAAGUAAACGGCCACCACAUACAACUGUCUUUACAUAAACGGUCACCACAUACAACUAACUGUGUAUUACGGUCAUGGUCGGUCUGUACCCUGUACUGCCUUUUUUUUUUUUUUUUCAACGAGUGUGUUACGAUUUGUUGAUGGCAGAACUAAGCUCUGUUCUCGCACAGCCGCUAUGGGUUGGAUGUAGAAAGCACGGAGCUCCAAAUGGGCCGGGGAACGCUCGGUAGCUUAGUCAGAAUCCACCGAACGCAACCUCCAGAGAAAAUAAAAUUAAAGUUAUCUAAGGAAAAACAAAAAUGCCUGAAAUGGACCGUGAGUACUCGAGUCCAAAAAGCGGCCAGAAGCCCUGUCGCAAUCAGCGAUGUCGUCGCUGCUGCCAUUAGAGAGGCACGAAUUUCAGAGUCAUCAACGCUACUGCAGCCGCGAGCUCAGCGGCGGCGCGCAAGCGAAGUGCCGGGAGGUACAACCACACACAAAGUUGGAUGCCUCCUCUCCGUUGACGCACACGAUAACGAACAAAAGCGACAUGAAAAGAGAACGUCGAAGCCCCGCAAUAUCCUCCGCGUUUUCUGUCAUACAUACGGAAAGAGGCACGUCGCGACUAAGCCUGCCGCCAGAGAGAUGUAUGUGCAAGCGAGGGGGCCGCACCACGGAGGAGCAAUUACACCGGGCAGCAAAGGGGACGGCGCAAUUAUCUCUCGCUUUCUUCCCAAAACAUCGCCGCCAGAUUGUGCAGCCGCUGCAAAACAGCCACAACGGGCAACAGCACGACACCAAGCAAGCAAGCACAACGGCAGCCACAGCCCGCCGUCGACCAGCCGAACACGGAGAGACACCGCAGGAAAAAGCCCCAAAAGUACAAGCGACAGCAAAAAGGGAGAAAAAGAAAUAAUAUACGCGGCGAAGUCGGGCGCGCAGAAACGUGCCAGCAAAGCAGAAAAACUUUUCUUCGACGGCUGUUCCUCCGCGCGCGCGUCAUCCCCGGCUCUCCGCGGCAGACUCCGAUUGGACGCUGCUCGCGAGCGCUCUUCCAGGGCGCGCUCGCACUCCCUGUUUCUCCCGCAGUCUCCGAGCCAAGCUGGAAAGCGGCGGCCGCUGCUGCUGCCGCUCAACCGUUUCGACGAUCGCGACAUCGCUAAGCCUUGGCGGGACUACGCGUACGCUCACCGAUCUGCUGUCCAGAUAAGCAUCGGCGUUAGCGGGUGAGAGGGGCUCGCCGGAAAGCCUCUCUGAGCCGGUAGCUGACGCCAGCCCGAAAACGAGGGAUGGUUCCAAAAGCC